AAUACAUGUUCUUUCUGUCAGGAUGCAGACAACAAGGUGGAGCGGACCUGGGGCGACUGCAGCGUCCAGAAGAAGUACUCCCACGUGGACCUGGUGGUCAUGAUUGACGGUUACGAUGGGGAGCGGGGGGCCGUGGUGGCCGGCAGCAGAGGCUACUUCCUGAAGGGCCCCCUGGUGUUCCUGGAGCAGGCGCUCAUCAGCUACGCUCUGAGGAUCCUCCACAGCAAGAACUACACCAUGCUGUACACGCCCUUCUUCAUGAGGAAGGAGGUCAUGCAGGAGGUGGCUCAGCUCAGCCAGUUUGAUGAAGAACUCUACAAGGUCUGCGAACCGCCACCACUUCUUUUGCUUUUUAUUUAUAAAACUGAAGAGUUUGUAUGAAAACAUGGUGUCUAA
Molecule: messenger RNA, 396 nt
Organism: Oryzias melastigma (Indian medaka)
Lineage: Eukaryota; Metazoa; Chordata; Actinopteri; Beloniformes; Adrianichthyidae
Product: serine--tRNA ligase, cytoplasmic-like
Exons: 2
Coding region: 100-381 (93 amino acids)
Biological process (GO): seryl-tRNA aminoacylation
Cellular component (GO): cytosol
Molecular function (GO): ATP binding; serine-tRNA ligase activity; tRNA binding
Source: RefSeq, a predicted model, not a curated record